AGUGUUUUUUAUAGAUAUUUACACGCAACCGCUUUUACAUGAGGACACAGUGUCUUUAGUUUAAACACGAAAGAAAAGCCAAAGAAGAAUAAAAAAAGACUUUUUUAGUGAUAUAUGUGAACCUGUAUGCUUUCGAUCUGAGAGGUUUUUGGCUUCAUUAUCCAAACUGUAGUCCAGUAUCAGCGUGGAGAGGGAGCACAAACACUCCUUUUUCUUUUCAAAUGCACUGAUGGACGACUCUGAAAUCCAUCUUUUUGACUUUGUGUAAAGAAGAAUCAGUGCAGGAUGUUCUCUAGAGUGAAAAGCGCUCGGUUUGUUCUCACUUGGAAAGCUGGAAAAGGCGCGCGCUCUCAGGAGCUAGACGGAGAUGCGUCCUCACCAACUCAGCACGGACUCGCAAAAAACUCCUGGAUUUUAGUAGAAUAACUAGAUGACAGAAAGUGCUGUGGGUUUCUUUCGAUGUGCAGCACCGUGCAUUGAUGAGAAGGCUUUAUAUGCUCCAUCCUGAAGAGGACUAGGGAGAAUGGAGAAGAACACAGGCGAAGCGUCGGGGGAAGUUUGAGCGCACAGGAGUAGGUGCAUCCCCGAGCUGAACGACCAUCACAGAUUCCUUAAACCAGGCUUAUUUCACAGGUUUUACACUAAAUGGCAAUGUUACACAGAAGUGACUGGUGGUGGAAUGACUCGGAAAGAUCCGUCUACACGAUGCCAAACUCCAGCGUGGAGCCAGCUCAGGAGGAAGGAGUGCAUAACUACUACGCCAUGCUCUAUUCGUUACUAAUCCUGGCGAUUGUAUUCGGGAAUGUGCUAGUGUGUUUGGCAGUGGUUCGAGAGAAGUCACUCCAAACCACAACCAAUUAUCUUGUGGUUAGCUUGGCUGUGGCUGAUCUGCUGGUGGCUUCGCUGGUCAUGCCUUGGGUUGUUUAUUUAGAGGUGGUCGGUGGCUCUUGGCUCUUUAGCCGUUUGUACUGCAAUAUAUUUGUGAUGUUGGACGUGAUGAUGUGUACAGCCAGCAUUCUCAACUUGUGUGCUAUCAGCAUCGACAGGUACACAGCCGUGGUCAUGCCCGUACUGUACAACACGACUAACAGUUCACGUAAAAGGGUGUCAGUCAUGAUAGGCACAGUGUGGAUCCUGGCCUUCGCUGUCUCCUGCCCUUUACUGUUUGGCUUCAACACCACAGAUGAUCCACUGGUGUGCUCCAUAUCGAACCCUGAUUUUGUCAUCUAUUCGUCUGUCGUGUCGUUCUACCUUCCCUUCGUGGUGACGUUGCUGGUUUACGUGCGCAUCUACAUCUUCCUCAGGAGAAGGAGGAAGAGGAUAACUUUCCGGCAAGCCAGCAGCGAAGUUCCACCAGGAUCCACACUGCCAACCGCAUCUUGUCUUUCUUCUCCUCUCAUACUUAUUUCCUCUGCUUUUCUUUCUGACUCUGUCCCUAAGGAGACCUGUUUGCAAGACGAUGCUCAAAAAGACAGACGUGACCUGUCUCCCAUCAGGAUCAAUGUGGUAAAUGAGAGCACAGAGAAGGUGGCUCGUCCCCGGCUGCUAUCAGGCUGUCUACGACGUAAACGGCCUAAAACGGUCCCCGUCGAUAACUCCAUCCUUCCCCCGGUGGACACGCCGAACUACUGCAGCAUCAGCCAGGCCUCCUUUGCACGCACCGAAGCCGAGCCCAACCGUGAUGAAGAGGUGAGGCAAGAAGAAGAGCAAGCGACUGUGAGGCGAAGUGAGGUGAAGGAGAUGUCUAACGGACACGCUCGCACCACAGUUCGUCCUGCUCGGGUCUCACGGCACAACAACCAGAGCCGCUACAGGAACCGACAGUCCAGAGAGAAGAAAGCCACACAGAUGCUGGCUAUUGUACUGGGAGUCUUUCUCAUCUGCUGGUUGCCCUUCUUUGUGACUCACAUCUUGAACACUCACUGCAGGAAGUGCCACGUGCCGCCCGAGCUGUACAGCGCCUUCACCUGGCUCGGCUACGUCAACAGCGCCCUCAAUCCUGUCAUUUACACCACAUUCAACAUAGAGUUUCGCCGAGCCUUCAUCAAAAUCCUGACCUGCUGAUCGUGUCUUUAGAAUUCUUCAAACUUUUCUCGCUGUAGACAAAAUGAAUGCCAAAAUGUUAAAGGCCUUUGAACGCUCUUUGGUCAUUGUCUGGCCAUAUUCUAAAUCACUUCAUGCUUCCAGCUAAGAGUUCCAGUAAAUUGGACACAUAAGAAGCCACUGGAUUCAACACUGAAAUGAGAGCUGAGGGAAAAGUGCUUUGGAUCAUGUAAACAACACUCAAGAACACGAUCAGCAUCAAAAAGCUUAUGGAUUACAUAUCACUUGAGGUACCUUCUCUGUGUAAUAAGACCUGAAAGAUCUCGCAUAUCAGGAGAGCUCAAGGACACGAUCAGCAUCUGAGCCUCUAUAAAUCAUGGAUGUUCUGCUCUUUGUUCCAAGAAGCUGUUUUUUCCAGUUUCUGGUCUCAUUUGUAUUUGCAUGUCUUUGAAACGUCCCAUUUUGGAUGGAAAUGCUCAGAAAGCAUCCAGGCGGUGUUACAGGAAGUAAAGUAUUGUCUUGUAAAUGUUCGCUACCAGCUUAUUUAAAUGGAAUGCAUUGAGAAGUGACACCUAAGAGUCAUGAAAACUAUGUUGGUGGCCAUUACAUUUGUGACAUGUUUAUAUUAUUGUAAAUUAAACCAAAAAAAAAAAAACAUCCAUGUGCUCUGGUCUGAUAAAUAGAAAAUAGAAACACUUAGGAAGAAUGACCUUGAGCCUUGAGGAAAGACGUUAGAGAAGAGAAUGAGACAGGAAAGAUGAACGGAGGGAGGAAGUGCAGACCAGCUGGAGAUGCUCUGGAGAUGGAUGUGGACAGUGGAAGAAAGAAAAAGAGGAGAGAAGGAGAGAGAGAGAGAGAGAGAGAGAGAGAGAGAGAGGGAGAGAGAGAGAGAGAGCAAGAGAUGUACACCACACUCAAGCGUAUUUUAAAUUUUAGCCCUAAAAGCGCCCGCUUUUUGUGAAGAUACUCAGAAAAUCUCGGUGUACACAGCACAUACACACACACACACACUUCUCACAAGAAUGACAAUGUGAGUGAUGACAGCUGCGUCUCAGUCUGUUUAAUUAGUAAUUCAUGGCAAAAGACAGCUAAUGAAUUUACCAUGAUUCUUCUUCAGCCACACGUCGUUCUUCCUCUGUCCAACUUAACAAGUCCUUCACUGCAGAUUAACCCAGUCAAGCUGCUCGUCUCUGUUAAGCCUUUACACACAGUGAGGUCCUGUCAGAGAGGCUUAUCACUUCCUAUAAGCAUUUCUUUAUAAGGGAUUGUGUGUGUGUGUGUGUGUGUGUGUGUGUGUGUGUGUGUGUGUGUGUGUGUGUGUGUGUGUGUGUGUGUGUGUGUGUGUGUGUGUGUGAGUGUGAAAGCAGACAUGUUCUUAAACAGCACAAAUGUACAAACAAUAUCAUGCAAUAUAUUUUUUAAUGCUUUUAGCUUUUUAUUUUUAGGGUCCAGCUGCUCCAAGGAAAUGUUAGUAAUCGCUUUACCAAAGUAACUCUUAUUUAAUUUCUUGUAAUUCUACUGUUCUUGUUUAUUUUUAAUAGAUGUCAUAGCCAAUUUAUGUGGAAAUAUGGAAAAGUCACAAAUGUAAUUUUGAAUAAUGCUUAUAUUUAAAAAAAAACAUUUGUAAGAGCAUUUUUAUUUUCUAAAGACAUUUUAAAGGCAAAUCCAGUUUGGAGGAUACGACAAAGGUUAAUAAGGUGAUGAGAGAUUAAAAACUUUUAAAGUGACGUCGGUAAAACAUAACCCACAUUGAUCCUAUUGGCUGAAUGAAAACCUUUUUUUAUUUAUUUCUAUGAAACUGACUCAUUAAAAUUAAUUUCCUUAUGUGUUCCUUAUUGCUGCCUCACAACUCAUAAGUCCAGGGUCCCAUUUACAGUAUGUCAUUCGGUUACUGUCUGUAUGACCAUUUUGUGCAUUUUCUCAGUGAGGUUUCCCAGGGCUUUCUGGUUUCCUUUGCAAAGACAUGCAACUAGGUGGAUCGGUGACACUAAAAUUACCCCUAGGUGUUAAAGAGUAUGCACAUGGUGACCGGUGCUGGACCAGCAUCCUG
This is a messenger RNA of Tachysurus fulvidraco (yellow catfish), 4093 nucleotides long. It is a transcript of the gene drd3, whose product is annotated as dopamine receptor D3. The transcript is spliced from 8 exons. Gene Ontology annotation, molecular function: dopamine neurotransmitter receptor activity, coupled via Gi/Go; G protein-coupled receptor activity. Lineage: Eukaryota; Metazoa; Chordata; Actinopteri; Siluriformes; Bagridae. Gene Ontology annotation, cellular component: membrane. The coding region runs from base 646 to 2064 and encodes 472 amino acids. The record is from RefSeq and is a predicted model, not a curated record. Gene Ontology annotation, biological process: adenylate cyclase-activating adrenergic receptor signaling pathway.